CGGGGCCCAGGGAGGAGCGCGUCUGCGGCUGUCUAUGGGCGACAACGGCUGAGGAGCCGGCAAUGUCCUCCUCUCCUCCGGCUCCGUCUUCUCCGCUCCCUCCGCCCUUUCCCCGGCAGGAGUCGCUGGCCUCGCCGACGGUGCUCAACCCCUUCGUGCAGGAGGCGCGCCUGGACCCGCAGGCCAAGACCCGGGCUAUCCUCUUUGGCCUUAUUCUGGUCCCAUUGCGGCUCAUCUGCAUGUUUCUCAUUUUGGCAAUGGCUUGGCCCUUUGCAUUGCUGGCAACUUUCGGUGCUCCGGAGAAGGGGACGAUGCCACUUCAGGGAUGGAAAAGGAAAGUCUCCUAUUCCGCCCUCAUCUUUCUUGGCCACGUCCUCUUCUUUGUGAUGGGCUUCUGGGUCAAAGUGAAGGGCAAAGUCGCCCGUCCCGAAGAGGCGCCAAUUUUUGCAGUCGCCCCUCAUUCAAGCUUCUUCGAUGGCAUCGUGUGUAUCGUGGCCGGUUUGCCGUCAACGGUGUCGAGGCAAGAAAACCUUAUGGCACCCUUUGUUGGUAGAAUCCUCAACUCACUCCAACCCGUUACAGUAUCUCGAGUUGACCCAGAUUCUCGGAAGAAUACAAUAGAUGAAAUAACGAGACGAGCGACUUCAGGAGGCCAGUGGCCCCAGGUAUUGGUUUUUCCAGAAGGAACGUGCACAAAUCGUUCGUGUCUGAUCACUUUCAAGCAAGGGGCAUUUAUUCCUGGUGUUCCUGUUCAGCCGGUGCUUAUUCGGUACCCAAACAAAUUGGACACGGUCACAUGGACUUGGCAAGGAUACAACUUCAAUGAGGCCUUAGUCCUUACUCUCUGCCAGCUCUUUACCAAGAUGGAAGUGGAGUUCCUCCCUGUCCACAUUCCAACCGACGAAGAGAAGCACGACCCAGCCCUUUUUGCCAACCGAGUCCGUAGCAAAAUGUCCAGUGCUUUGGGUGUCCCUGUUACGGAUCAUACGUACGAAGACUGCAGGCUCAUGAUAUCUGCAGGGAACCUGACUUUGCCCAUGGAAGCUGGCUUGGUGGAAUUCACGAAAAUCAGCAAGAAGCUGAAUCUGAAAUGGGACAAUAUCAGAGAGCAGUUGAGUCAGUUUGCAGCCAUCGCCAAUGCUUCCAAAGGCGGCCGGAUCGGAAUCGAGGAGUUUGCCAACUACUUGAAGCUUCCUGUCUCUGAGGUCCUGGGGGAGCUGUUUGCCCUUUUUGACAGAAAUGGAGAUGGUUCUAUAGACUUCAGAGAAUAUGUGAUUGGCUUGUCUGUUCUCUGCAAUCCUGCAAAUACGGAACAGACGAUUCAAAUGGCAUUUCAACUCUUUGACAUUGAUGAGGAUGGUAUCAUAUCAGAAGAUGAAUUUGCCUUAAUUAUCCGUUCAUCGCUUGGACUUCCUGAUCUUGACGUUUCUAACCUUUUCAAGGAAAUAGAUGCUGACAAGACCAACAAGCUGUCCUAUGAAGAGUUCAAGAAUUUCGCCCUGAAACAUCCUGAAUACGCCAAGCUGUUCACCACGUAUAUUGAGCUACAACGUAACCAGAUGUGCAUAGAGGCUGAAUUUGAACCUGCCGCCACUCCAAAUACUUCGGUUUCAGAGAAGAGCUCCGUGCCAAGGAAUAAAGUCUGCCCUCAAACCUCUGAAGAUGAUCACUCAAGUGUCUCAGAUAAAAAAGAAGACUGAAUCAGAAAGGCCUAAAAUAUCUAUAUUUUUAAUGUAAUCUUCCUAAGGAUUUAUUUUUUUGUAAUUCAAAUUUAUUUGUUUUUGGGUUUUUCUUGUGGGAUUUUUUUUUUUUUACAGAAGGUGAAAAUAAAUAUUUUCUUCGGUUUUUAAAAAACAAAGCCUAUAUUUCAAAGCUAUUUUUAAUGGAUAAAUUAUUGUAGUUUUGGUAUCAGGGUAGCAUGAAUUGCACAGUUUGCUAAUGGAGUGAAGAUCAAAUACAAAGUAUGAAAUGUUCCUUUGGAUGGGCAUAGAUCUUUGUAAUAGGGAUUUUUUUUCUCCUGGACCAGUGACCAAAUUUGUUAUCUCAGCUUCGGGGUAACUUUUUAAGCUUGUUACCAAAACUGAAGAGGGCUGAAAAAGGUGUUUCAUUAUUCGCUAUUCCGAACUAUACUUAAAUUAUGAAUAAAAGAAUGAACUUUGCAGCAUUUUUUAAAGUUUUAGCAUGACUAAAAUGUCUUUCCCUUCAAUGGUUUAGUGUUAACCCAUUAACUCUACCAUUCGGUGUUUCCAUGCUCUGAUUUAUUGGAGGGAGAGAACCUACUCGGAGGAUUUUGGCCUUGUAACCACACAGAAAAGCCAUUGUACAAUAUUUUUGCACUUUCCCCUCCACCCUACUGAAUAAAAAUAUUGCCAGA
Molecule: messenger RNA, 2374 nt
Organism: Anolis carolinensis (green anole)
Lineage: Eukaryota; Metazoa; Chordata; Lepidosauria; Squamata; Anolidae
Gene: lpcat2
Product: lysophosphatidylcholine acyltransferase 2
Exons: 14
Coding region: 63-1700 (545 amino acids)
Cellular component (GO): endoplasmic reticulum
Molecular function (GO): 1-acylglycerophosphocholine O-acyltransferase activity; calcium ion binding; lysophosphatidic acid acyltransferase activity
Source: RefSeq, a predicted model, not a curated record